UUAGUUCUUCUGAUGAAACAUUUUGGUUCUUGUGUUUCUCAUUGCAUUAUUACAUAAUAAACAGACGUAAAAACUACAAGAAAACAAAAACAAUACACAAGUCUUCCUUUCACACUUUUACUUCUCACUCAAAAAACCUUACGCACACACUCUCUCUCCUUUUAACUUUAUAACUUUCUCCUCUUUAUCCCUCACCUUAUAUUUCCCAUCUCCAUAUCCUUAACCCCUCUCUCUCUAGAUUCUUGAUUUCUUUCUCUCUCUAGAUUCUUGAUUUUCUUUCUCUUUUCUUUAAAUCAGGAGGCCGAAAAAUUUACAGGUGAAGGAAAAAGAAAAAUGAGCAAACCACAUAGACCGCCAUCUGGCCGUACAAAUCUAGCAUCAUGUAUAGUAGCAACAAUCUUCUUAAUCUUUGUUAUUAUCAUUAUCCUUAUAGUCUUUUUCACCGUUUUUAAACCUAAAGAUCCUAAAAUAUCAGUUAACGCCGUUCAACUCCCAUCAUUUUCCGUCUCUAACAAUACCGUCAACUUCACUUUCUCUCAGUACGUGUCUGUCAAGAACCCUAACAGAGCUACCUUCUCUCACUAUGACAGUACUCUCCAGCUCCUUUAUUCGGGUUCUCAAGUCGGGUUCAUGUUCAUACCCGCCGGUAAGAUCGAAUCGGGUCGAACCCAGUACAUGGCAGCAACUUUUGCAGUCCAGUCAUUCCCUUUAUCGUCAUCGCCUGAUGCCGCUGUGAAUGUGGGUCCGGCUUUUACCGGAAGUGGGUUUCCGGGUGUACCAGGUAGUAGUAACGGAUUCCGAGUAGGACCUACUAUGGAGAUUGAGUCCAGGAUUCAGAUGGUGGGUCGGGUUCGGGUCUUGCAUAUUUUUACUCAUCAUGUGGAAGCUAAAGCAGAAUGCAGAGUGGCUAUUGCAGUGAGUGAUGGAUCUGUGUUAGGGUUUCAUUGCUAGUAAUUCUUCUUUCUUCUGUUAGAAGUUAUAGUUGUAGUUUUUCUUUAGUUUCUCCUUUUCGGGUGUUUGAUUAGUACAUCAAAUUUGUUCAAGAAAAGUGUAAAAAUUGACUUUCUGCAGUAGAAUUCUGUGUAGACUCUUGAUCUACAUUUUGAAA
Messenger RNA from Ricinus communis (castor bean), 1108 nucleotides. RefSeq lists its product as uncharacterized. The record is from RefSeq and is a predicted model, not a curated record. NCBI's taxonomy places the organism in Eukaryota, Viridiplantae, Streptophyta, Magnoliopsida, Malpighiales, Euphorbiaceae. The transcript has a single exon. Bases 334 to 951 code for a protein of 205 amino acids.